AUGCCAUUUGUUAAAGAUUUUACUCCAGUUGCUCUAAAGGACACUAACUUAUUUAAGCCAAUCCAAAUUGGUGAUAUCGAAUUAAAACAUCGUGCGGUUAUGCCUCCAUUAACUAGAAUGAGAGCUCAUCAUCCAGGUAACAUUCCAAACAGAAAUUGGACUGCUGAAUAUUACGAUCAAAGAUCUAAAUAUUCAGGUACUUUAAUUAUCACUGAAGGUGCAUUCAUUUCCCCACAGGCAGGUGGUUACGAUAACGCUCCAGGUAUCUGGUCUCAGGAACAAGUUGACGAAUGGACUAAAAUCUUUAAGAGAAUUCAUGAUAAUAAAUCUUUUGUCUUUGUUCAAUUAUGGAAUUUGGGUAGACAAGCCUUCCCUGAUACUAUGGCUAGAGAUGGUUUACGUUACGAUUCUGCUUCUGAUAAUGUUUAUAUGAGCGAGGAACAAAAGGAAAGAGCCUUGAAAGCUAACAACCCACAACAUGGUAUCACCAAGGAAGAAAUCAAACAAUACAUUAAGGAAUACGUUGAAGCUGCUAAGAACUCUAUUGCUGCUGGUGCUGAUGGUGUUGAAAUCCAUUCUGCUAAUAGUUACUUAUUAAACCAAUUCUUAGACCCAAUUUCUAACAAAAGAACUGAUGAAUACGGUGGUUCAAUCGAAAACAGAUCUCGUUUUGUAUUAGAAGUUGUCGAUGCUAUUGUUGAAGCUAUUGGUCACAAGAAAGUUGGUAUCAGAUUUUCUCCAUAUGGUCUUUAUGGUACCAUGUCCGGUGGUGCUGAACCAUUAAUUGUUGCUCAAUAUGCUCAUGUUAUUGGUGAAUUAGAAAGAAGGGCUAGACAGGGCAAGAGAUUGGCUUAUAUCCAUGUAGUCGAACCACGUGUCACAGACCCAUUCUUAGUUGAAGGUGAAGGUGAAUAUGAACAAGGUACCAACGACUUCGUUUACUCUAUUUGGAAGGGUCCAAUUAUUAGAGCUGGUAACUUGGCAUUACAUCCAGAAAUCGUUAAGGAACUAGUUAAAGAUGACAGAACUUUGGUUGCUUAUGGUAGAUUCUGGAUUGCUAACCCAGAUAUCGUUGAAAGAUUAGAAAAGGGUUUAUCAUUAAACAAGUACAACAGAGAUACUUUCUAUGCUAUGACUGAUAAGGGUUACUUAGAUUACCCAACCUAUGAUGAAGCUAUAAAGCUGGGUUGGGACAAACAAUAA
Arxiozyma heterogenica is the source of this 1203-nucleotide messenger RNA. RefSeq names its product alkene reductase. The record is from RefSeq and is a predicted model, not a curated record. Gene Ontology annotation, molecular function: FMN binding; NADPH dehydrogenase activity. Lineage: Eukaryota; Fungi; Ascomycota; Saccharomycetes; Saccharomycetales; Saccharomycetaceae. The transcript has a single exon. The coding region runs from base 1 to 1203 and encodes 400 amino acids.